This is a messenger RNA of Bursaphelenchus okinawaensis, 11790 nucleotides long. NCBI's taxonomy places the organism in Eukaryota, Metazoa, Nematoda, Chromadorea, Rhabditida, Aphelenchoididae. The record is from the annotation of a GenBank genome assembly.
AUGGAGGGUAUCGACCCCGAUACCCUUUUAGAAUGGCUACAGACGGGUGCCGGGGAAGAACGGGAUUUGCAAUUAAUGGCAUUGGAACAGUUGUGCAUGUUACUGUUGAUGUCCGACAACAUUGACCGGUGUUUCGAAAGUUGUCCGCCUCGCUCGUUUAUUCCAGCUUUAUGUCGUAUAUUUGUUGAUGAAACGGCGCCGGAGAAUGUUUUGGAGGUAACUAUUUUAGUUUUUGUUUGUGAUUUUAGGUUUGACAGCUGGAUUUUGAGGUUUUGAAGAGCAAAGGUCAUGGAUAAUAUAUUUUUUUUGAAAAAGCUUCUAAAAUGAUUUUUUAUAUAGAGGUUCAGUUUCAAAAAAGAAGAAAAAGGUUUUGAUUUAAAAAUAAGCUUCUAAACCUACGUUUUUAAAAUUUUUUUGUUUGUAGGUCACAGCAAGAGCAAUAACAUACUACCUGGACGUUUCCAACGAAUGUACUCGUCGUAUCACACAAGUUGAAGGUGCAGUAAAAGCGAUAUGUCAUCGCCUAACCUUGGCCGACAUGACUGAUCGUACCUCCAAAGACCUAGCUGAACAAUGUGUGAAGCUACUUGAAAGUGUUUGUCAACGAGAAACUCCAGCUGUCUACGAAGCCGGAGGUCUUCAAUCAAUGUUAAUAUUGGUUGGAAACAAUGGAAGUGUUAUUCACAAAGACACCUUAUACUCGGCAAUGUCUGUGGUUCAACGUUUGUGCAGUCGAGUGGAGCCCAAUGACAACAACCUCAAGGAUUGUGCUGCCGAUUUGGGUAAAUUAUUGACUCAUGAAGACUUGAAGGUGGCCGAAAGUGCGUUAAGAUGUUUCGCGGCCUUAACAGACAGAUUUAUUCGAAAGAACAUUGAUCCGACUGAACUGACAGAGCCUUCGAACCUGAUUGAACAUUUACUGAAUGCACUAAUGCCUACAAGUACGGGUGCUGAGGGAAUGAGCACGAAUAAGAGUAUCUCCUUCAUUUCGAUUGUUUUGAGUUUGUUGAGCAACUUAUGCAGAGGAUCACAUAAGGUCACAACACAGGUUAUAAGGUAGAUUUUGGUGGUUGGUUGGAAAAACAUGGUAAAAACUUUCUUUACAAAAUACUGAAGGGCAAGAACCUUCUUUCCAAAACAAAAAAUGACAAAAACUUUCUUUCCAAAACAAAAAAUGGCAAAAACUUUCUUUACAAAACGAAAAAUUGAAAAAACUUCAGAAUUCCGCUAUUAACAUUAAUAUAAAGUACCUAAACUUUCAUUUUCAGCUCAGAAAAGCUCGUCCCAGCAAUGAAGAACAUUUGUUCAAGCAAAGACGAACGUUGUGUUCUAGACGCUCUUCGACUGGUCGAUUUGCUGGUUUUGUUGAUGUGUGAAGGUCGUGCUUCGCUACCUCGAGGAAGUGGAAUCAGCUCGAGUGACAGUCUAUCCGGCAGCUCUUCCUAUGACAAAAGUCAUCGAUUCUUGAUCGACGCUAUCAGGCAACGAGACACAGACGCACUUAUUGAUGCAUUUGAACAUGGAAGUGUAGGUUUUUUUGAACUUUUUGAUUUUUUUUGUGUUUAGGAGAUUCACAAGUACCUCGCGAAAUAUUUUUUUGGUGAUGCGAAAAGAACGGCGCAUUUUACAGCUUAAAAACUUGAAAAAAACGACAGAAGAUUGAAGAAAAAGCAAACUUUUGAACUUUUUUGCUUUUUUUAGUUGAUGCAAAAAGAAUGGCGCGUUAGAAAACUUGAAAUUUAGUAGAAUAGCAAGACUACUAUGUACUGUAACGUUUUUUGCUAAUUUGAAGGCUCUUUAUAUUGUCUUACAUUCAGGUGGACCCAAACUUCACAGACGACGCAGGUCAAACCUUGUUGAACUGGUGUGCUGCGUUUGGCACGUUGGACAUGGUACAAUACCUUUGUGACAAAGGUGCUGAUGUUAACAGAGGUCAAAGGUCCUCAUCUUUGCAUUACGCAGCUUGUUUUGGACGUGUUGAUGUAGGUUUUUGAAAGUUGAGGAGCUUUGUAUAUUAUUGAUAGCAAGAGAAAAAUUGAGAUUUUGAGCGGGAUUUUUAUUUUAUUAUGUACUGUAAUAUUCAUUUUUUCUUUAAAAACUGAUAUAAAUUAUACUGCUUAACUUCAAGUCUAAUGAUGAUCCUUUACAGAUUGUAACAGCCCUCCUCCGCAACGGUGCGAACCCGGAACUCAGGGAUGAGGAAGGUCGAACAGCAUUGGACAAAGCUCGAGAACGUGCCGAUGAUUCACAUCAACAAGUCAUCCAAAUCCUCGAAAGUCCUUCAAGCUACAUGGCAAGCCAAGAAGAACGAGCCACAAAGCCAGAGCCAAUCGAAGUUGAGGAAACCAACUCAGAACAAACCCAAAUCGACCAAACUUUGAGUCGAAAAGUCAUUCAAAGACUCAUCCCAGUCUUCUGCCAUGUCUGCCUAAACUCUAUGGUAUCUUCAGUGAAGAAAGCGGCCUUAGGCUUGAUUGGGAAAUGUGUUCAAAACUGUUCGGCUGAAGCUUUUGACGAACUUGUUCAAGGUAAAUUCACCACAGAAGGCGAUGAUGGAGCAUUUGUCGAUGGAUUAACUAAAGUCUUGGUUAUGGUACUGAACGAAGAAGAUAACACUGAAGGACACGAAUAUGCCUUGAAGAUUCUACUGUCAGUUUUAGAGAAGAAUCCUGAGUUUUGGGUAGAUGAACUGGUACGUCUUGGUGUGGUCGAAAGGGUCGAACAACUGGCUAAUCGAGAAGUUACAUCAGUUUUGGCGGCUGAAUCUAGUAAUAACCUUGUUAUGGGUACAGAAGCUGCUACAAGCUCUAAAGGGACAAACGGAAUGGAUUCAGGAUCAAUUUUACAUCAAGAUGUUACGUCAGAGAUCAACAAGGUCAAAAAUCAGAUCAACGAGGUCAGAUCGAUUCUAAAUGACGUAAAGAAGACUACGGAUGAUGGAAAUGAUUCUUCAUGGGCUUCAAGCUCAACCGGAAUUCAAAGAUCACAUUCGGGCACGCCGGCACGGUCUGAAUCUCAAGCACGGUCAGAUUCAGUUCAAGCACGAUCAGAUUCAGCUCAAACAAGAUCAGAGUCCCAAGCACGGUCCGACUCAACUCAAGCCGAACGGCAGAAAAUGUUGAACAUCCCGGUACAAAGCGAAGAAGAGUUCCUACAAAGCCAAACCCCAUCACCAACACCAGAGAACGGCCAAGAAGUUGAGAAGAAGAAGACCGAAAAAGAAGGUAACGAUAGCUGGGUUCUGGAAGUGAAAGUGCUCUACAAAUGGAACGAUUGGAGACUGAUGAGAUCUACAGAUUCGCUUUAUGUUUGGUGCGAUGCUGUGGCGAUUGAGUUGAGGUAAAGGUGGAUGGUUUUGGAAUUUUUUCAAAAUUUUUAUAUUUUCAAAAAAAGUUUGAUAUUAUCUGUCAACCGGGCGUAUUUUACCUUUUUUAGUCUUUGACUACAAUAUUAUGCUCUAUCUGAUCUUGUUGUUGGGAAAAAUUUGAUCUCAUUCUAUUUCAGUGACGCCUCAAACGGAUGGCUUCGCUUCUUCCUCGACGGCAAACUCAGCACAAUGUACAGUAGUGGAGUGCCCGAGACCGGCCCAGACAACGCGGAAACCCGUUCCGAUUUCAUCCGCAAAUUCCAACUGAAUCGAAACGCGAUGGGCGGAGUAUCAGUCGUACCAAAACCAAUAUUCUCAAGUCCGGCAAAUGGAAAAACUAUCGAAAGUGGCAACUGGGUCAUCAGUUCAUCCCAAUUCGACGAACUUAUCAUCAAAAACCAGGAAGGAGGACAACAGAAGGUCGUGAUCAAGGACGAUUUCCCCGGUUUUCAGUACGAAACUUCGAAAUUCAGCACCAAAAGCUUCAUGGCCGAGUCCACAUUGGGCUCGAACUUUGUGACUGGUUGGGCCGCGAGAGGUGGAGAACGAAGAUUGAAGUUCAGAACCGAAGCCCAAAAACAAAGAAUCAACGAAUUGGCCAAAGAGCUUUGGGACAAACAUCUUAAGGAGGCUAGAAACAAGCCUAGAGACAUUUUUGUUCAACUUCGAAACGCCUCACAAGAACUUGUCGAUGUGACAAAACUUUGUGCUCAAAACCAAGCCGACCAGUCGAAUUUCGAAAAUCUGGUCGAUAAGUUGAGAGCCGUCAGGGAUUUUGUCGUAAAUGAACGGUUGUUAUCAACCUUUGAGCUGGCAACCAGUGGAGUGAUCGAAGCUAUAUUAACCUUUGUAUCAACCGCCCUUGAGGUACGUAAUGGUGUUGUAGCACAAGUCUUCAAAACAGUUUUCGAAAACGAAGUACUAUUAAGCUCGAUGGUGCACAGAAUUGUGGACGUACUCGAAUCGGUCGAAAAGUUCUCGCAACAUCUCUACGACGCUCCAGGCGGCUCAGCGAACGGCCUUCAACUAUUGACCCGCCGCUUAAGGUUCUCGAUGGAACAACUCAACACAACCUGCCCAAGCCAGUCUGAACUACUGAAUAGAACUGGCAGAGUACUAAAAACAGAACCAUUAACAACAGUAGGACAAGUUAAAACGUUUCUACAUCGAAUGGUAGCUAAAAUGUGGUACGACUUCCCCAGGGAAUCGAUGGAGUUCGUACGAAAAAUCAAUAAUGGCAAGAAUGAUGGCAGAGACCCAAUCGACCUAAAAUACGAAUCCGAUUUCGACACAAAUGGUCUCAUAUGGUACCUGGGAACAAAUGCCUUAACUCAAAGCGAAUGGAUCAAUCCAGCCGCCGUCGGCGUACUUCAUAUAACCUCAUCGGAUGGAAGCAAGCUGCCCUACGGCUGCUACGAAGACAUGCUAAGCAGAGAUGUAAACCCACUGAACUGCCACACAAGUGAUAACAAGGAUAUGACUAUUACGAUGGAUCUAGGAGUAAUGAUAGCACCCACAGCUUAUACAUUAAGACACUCGAGAGGGUACGGUAAAAGCGCGCUGAGAACGUGGGAUUUGGAAGGAUCUAUCGAUGGAAAGAACUACGUUUUGUUGGUUAAACAUGAAAAUGAAACCGCCUUGAAUGAUGCUGGUAGUACAGCGACGUUCUUUAUACCGGAAAAUGAGGCAGCUUGUAAGUUUAGAAAAAAAUUUUUGGGCGGGGUAAAAAAAUUUUUUUUUUAGGGUGGAGGGGGGGGGGCUUCGGAAAAUUUUUUAAAAAUAAUUUUAAAGAGGUUGAAAAGAAUUUUUUUGGGCGGGAUAACAAAUUUUUUUGGGGUGGAUAAGAAAUUUUUGGGUUGGAAUUUAAAAAUGUUUGUAUUGGUUUUUUUUUCUUUCUUUAUGGUCGAUUUUCAUAUAGAACGCCAUUUUUACCGAUUUUUUACAGAAUUUUAUUAAGAUUUUAAUCUUCCAGCUAAAGUCCGAUACCUACGAAUCCGUCAGCGAGGUCCGAAUUCAUCGACCGUAACCCACUACAUAUCGAUUAGUGGAUUUGAAGUCUAUGGCAAGGUUUACAGCGCGAUCGGUGACAGUUUCAGCCCAGUGCAUCCGAAGAAACACUCGACUAAAAAGAAGUACUUUGCCAGUUUGGAACAGAAAAUGCGGAAAGAUAAGGAAACACCGUUGGUUACUGUGCCGGUAAGUGGGGUGAACUGCGGUUUUUUUUUAAUUUUAAGGAGAGGAAAGGGCUUUAAGGAUUUGGGGUACCUGUUUUGCUAAAAUUUAAAACGUUUGUUUUUCAUUUUUUAUUUUUUUUGGGCGGGUUAAAAAAAAGUUUUUAGGGUUGGGGGGGGUAGGUAAAAUUUUUUUUCUGUGGUUGGCGGAGUGAAAGAGAGCGUUUUUUGGGUAAGGUCAGGGACGUCGUUUGGGGGAGGGGGGGGGGGGGGUUCGGGGUGACUCCCCCCCAGAGCCGAUCCGAAAAAAUCCACAGGUAGGUCCUGUACGUGAAAAAACGAAAAAUAAUUUUUUUGGGUCUCCACCCCCCUAGGGUAGGUAAAAAAUGUUUUUUUGGGCGGGAAAAAAUAUUUUUUUGGGGGUGGAUAUCAAAAACAUUUUUUUUGUUUUUUAAACCAGCAGCAAAAAAUAUACAAUAUUUUAUUCUUUACAGGGCAAACGAGCCAAACUAUCCAAGGGAUUCGGUCGAACCCAGCGAGUAAAUUCUACCGACUCAAACUCCUCGAUCCCAGGCGCAAUUCAAAUCGCCCAAUCAUGUGCUCUCAACCCAGCCACAGUCGCCACAGCCCUAGCCAACAAUCCCACAACACCAAGCCAAGGCUCACCAAACUCAAUCCAUCAGAAGUCAAUGUCAACCACCAACCUACUCGACGUUACUCCAGGCAAAAAAUCAGUUUCGGCCACUCAACAAGCCUCAUCGGCCGAAUGUCUUCAACGCCAGUCUCCAUCUCUUGAGAACUUGUUGUCAAGAUCAAGAGUUCAUGGAGAUCGCCGAAUACCAGAGGUUGUGCCGGAGAAUGACGCUUUGGAUGAGUACUCGAGCAGAGAAAGUCAUAUUGACUCGGCUAGUACGGCUACGCAUGAGGAGAACAAAAAGUAAGGCUUUGGGUUGAUUUUUUUUUAUUUUUAGGUAUGAAAGGGUUUGGAAAUUUUUAGGUAUUAAAAUUGAAUGAUCUUGAAGUAUUUUGAAACCUAAAAGCCUAAUAUGAUGGUUUAAUUAUUCCAGUCUCUCCGCCAGCACCCCCGAACUAAACCAACCAGAAAUCCCACCAGCCGCUACUCCAGAAGCCCCAGCUACCGAUGCCACCACCCCAGCACAACCAAAACGUCAACUAUACAAUGGCAUUGUCGAUCUAUACCAGGAAAUGGUCAAAAAUGGCCAAUCCAUCGAAGACGUGGACGAAAUGGAACGAUACGGCCUGUCAUCCUCCUACGUCGCCGCUACACUAGAUGAAAUCAUGGAAGCAGAUGACAUUGAAAACUACGGCUUCGAAGAGGAAUUUCAAGACGAAGAACAACAACAAGAUGAAAAUAAUCCGAAAACAACGCUGGCUUCGAUCGGUCAAGGCAUCAAGAGCAAGAUCGGCAACUUUUCGGGCACGUUGAAGAACAUUGUGGCACAGGCGGUGGAACCAACUCAGGAAAGCAGCUUGAAUAAGAAGGAUAGUGCUAUUUCAAGUCAUUUGGUAGGGGUUUUUUGAAAAGUUUUUGAGUUUUUUAAAAAAAAUUAUACUUACUCUCAAAAAGUUUUUUACCCCGCCCGAAUUUUUUUUCCGGUUUUUGUUGAAAAAGUGAAUUUUAUCAACUUUUCUUUAAAUAAAUAUGUUUUUAUACACUCCCUGACAGCUCCUACCACUCGAAAAUUUUUUACCACGCCCAAAAUUUUUUUUUAAUUUUAAAGUAACUUUUUCAAUUUCAGGAAGAAUUCUUUGAAGAACUGUUUGCCGACGACGAUGAAGAAUGCGAAGAAGACUUUAGCACUUCCCUGCCAGGCACUGAAGGCUCAACAUUGGAACGAUUGGCUUCAAUCGCUCCGUUAUCUGUCAAUUCAGACUUGGUCGACCGAUUCAGACGACCAGAAAACGCGGAAGCCGCAGGACCAUCAACUACAACUCCACAAACUUCAGCCACCACCACAAGCGCCAGUGCACCAUUAAGAAUCAACUGGAGAAACUUGCUCAGGGGCUCGUCUUCAACCGACUCUAGCUCUUCAAAUCCAUCAAGUUCAAGCUCCAAGUUCACGGCUAUACCUUUGAGAUCAGAGCUGGUACGACUGUUGGCCGAAUCGACUUCAGAAAACAGCCUUCAGCACGAUGUGGUACUGUCAAUGCUUGAUGCGGCUGGCUUAAGAGCAUUGGGUACGAAUCAACACAGAAGUAACACUGGAGGCAGGAAUUCAAGAAAACCGACUCGGAACUGGGAUGAUGAAUAUGUGUUGAGAAGACAAUUCCAUGCUUUGAUUCCGGCCUUUGAUCCAAGACCAGGAAGAAAUAAUGUCAAUCAAACGUCGGAUAUGGAGCUACCGCCAAAGGAUGUGAAGCUACAGAGAAACAAGGAUGUGGCUAGGUGAGGAGUUUUUUUAGUUUUUGCGGAUUUUAUAAAAAUCCUUGAGGGGAAAUUUUUGUUUUUUUUGGGCGGAGUAUUUUUUUGCAGGGGGGGGGGGGAAGGCUAAAACCUUUUAUUAAUAUUUUUCAAACAUACUUUGGCAGUAGGGCUGUUUUUGACAAAAAAAAUUUUUUUUGCGCGUGGUAAUUUUUUGGAGGGGGGGGGGCGGGUAAAAGUUUUUUUGAAUUACUAAUCAAAAGUUGAAGUUUUGAAAUUUAAAAGUCUAAGUUAUUAUAUUUCCAGAAAACCAUCCCAAGCCGAACCAAAAGACACCGAACCCCUUGAAAUCUACCUUCGUGGACCAAACAUUAACGGCGUAGAAAACGCGACGAUUCGUCUGGACGAUUCAGAAGAAUCCAUGUUCUCAGCCGUCCAACGACUGGUCAACCUGACCAACUACGUCUCGAAAAACGACCGACCAAGAAAGAUCUGGGAACCCAGCUACACUUUGCUGUAUCAAAACGCCACAUCCGACCCGGAAUGUCAUGUCGAAGUGACAAAACAAAACGAUGUUGAUGAUCUGAACAGCGAAAAGAAUGUCAUCGUAAAACAAUGUCUGGACACGCUACAAGCCUUCCAUGAGCUAUCUGAGGAUCAUGCUUCAACUGACAGUUUUGUCAGCUAUAAGUUGACCCAAAAGCUAACUCAAGAGCUGACGGAUCCAUUAAUUGUGUCGGCCAAAGCAUUACCUACUUGGUGUGAGAUGCUGGUCUACAAGUAUUCUUGCUUGUUUACUAUGGAAACUAGGUAUGUUUGAGGAGAAAAUGGGCUUGGGGAAGGUGUAUGGAUGCGUGGGUUUAAAUUUUUUGGGAUGUUUCGAGUUUUGAUUUAUCGACCGGUCGAUAAUAAAUUUUUUUUUACAAUUUUUGUUUUCAAACCUAUUUUUACAUAGCUAUAUUUUAACAAAUACAUAAUUGAAAAUUUUGAGUUUUUAAAUUAUCGACAAAUUUUUUUUUACAAAUUUUGCUUUUAAACUUAUUUUUUAUAUAGCAAUUUUUUAAAAUAAUUGGAAAUUUUGAAUUUUGAUUUAUCGACCAGUCGAUAAUUAAAAAAAUUUUUUUUUUGUUUUUAUUUUUAAUUGGAACUUUAAUGAAACUUACUUUUUCAGAAGCAUGUUCAUGAACGCCACAGCUUUUGGCACAUCCAGAGCGAUUGUCUGGCUUCAAAACCGUCGUGACAAUCUGCUGGAGGAAGCCCGAACAUCAGCCUCAGCGUCAGGAUCGAACCAAGCUGGUGUCCGACGCGAAGAUCACUACCCAGAAUACCGUGUCGGCCGAAUAAAACACGAACGAAUCAAGGUACAUCGGGAUGGAGACGAACUCUUUGACAACGCCACUAGAGUCAUGAAGUUCCACGCGGCGAGAAAGGCGAUUCUGGAGAUUGAAUACCUGGGUGAGGAGGGCACAGGCCUUGGCCCAACUCUCGAGUUUUACGCUUUGGUCGCGGCCGAAUUCCAACGUAAAUCGUUGGCCAUGUGGCUGUGCGAUGAUUCCGACGAAAAUCAAAUGGAACUAGAGAAAGGAUCCUUGGAUUUGGGUGAAGGCAAAAAGCCUCCAGGAUUCUAUGUACGACGUGCUGGAGGACUGUUCCCAGCAUCAGCACCACAACACAGCGCCGAAGCCGAGAGAAUCGCUGAUUUAUUCCGAAUCUUGGGCGUCUUCUUGGCCAAAGUACUGCAAGAUGGACGACUGGUCGAUUUACCUUUGUCUCUACCGUUUUUGAAGCUACUGAUUUCGGAUUCGGUGAGUUUUUGAAAAAGUUUUGAAAAUUGAAAUGAGAGACGACCUUUUGGUUAAUACUUGGUGGCAUGGGAUUGUUUUUGUGGUUAAUGAUACUUUUUUUGAUUUUUUUUGGGAUAGGAAGAUAGUUUUUGGGACCAAUGGUACCUUUGGGCUUCACAGCAUAAUUUGGGUAUGAAUGGUACUGUUUUGGGGGUGAAUGGUACUUAUUUUGAUUUCUGGGGUACGAGGAUGGGUUUUGGGACUAUUGAUACCUUUGCGAUUGAUGGGACUGUUUUUGGUAUUAAUGGUGCUAUUUUUGUGGUUACUAUUACCUUUUUUGAAUUUUUUGAUUGGAUAAUGUUUUUUGGUACUACUGAUACAUUUGUGUCUGAUGGGACUGUUUUUUGGGGUUAAUGGUACUGUUUUUUAUUUUUUGGAAUAUGAGGAUGGUUUUUGGGACUAAUGGUACUUUUUGGCUUGACCUCUUUGUUUUGUGGUGUUAGUGAUACUUUUUUGAUUUCUUGGGAUAUGAAGCUGGUUUUUGGGACCAAUGUUACUUUUUGGCUUGAUGGGUUUGUUUUUGGCAUUAAUGGUAUUAUUUUUUGGGUUAAUGAUUAUUUUAUCAUAUUUUAAUUGUAUUUUUUUUAGGUUGCCGGCAAAACCGACUCAGACUUUGAAUUCAUCUCCCUAGACGGCCUACUGAACUUGGACGAUCUUGAACAAAUCCACCCCCACAAAGCCCGCUUCCUCCGCGCUGUUCAACGACUGUGCCAGGAAAAGGCUCAAAUCAGAAUGGACAAAUUCUUAUCACCCGAAGACAAGGCCAAACAAAUCAACAAUUUGAGACUGAAGUUUAAUGGAAUCGAAUGUUCGGUGGAAGAUCUGAACCUGACAUUCGUCUUGAAUCCACCAUCAGCAGUCUUUAAGUACUCUGAACAUGAAUUGAUUCCAAAUGGCGCUUCGACCGAUGUCACGGUCGAUAAUAUCGAGUUGUAUCUGGGCAAAUGCGUCGACUUUUAUUUGAAUUCGGGUAUUAGAAAACAGGUACGUGGGAAUCAUUUUGUUGUUUUGGUUUCUGGGUAUAGGAAGGUCACAGAAUAGGGGUUUUUGAGUGGUCAAAAAGUUUGUGGAAGUGAUUUUUUGUGAAAAGUUUGAUCAAAAAGGUUGUAGAAUAGGGGCUUUUUGGGUCAAAAAGUUUUUAGAAUUCAUGUUUAUGAUUGGUCCAAAAGUUCGUAGAAGUGACUUUUUUGAAAAAUUUGGUCAAAAAGUUUGCUGAACUGGAAUUUUCGGGUCAAAAAAUUGUAGAAUUGAGACUUUUGGGUCAAAAAGUUUGUAGAAUUAGGGUUUUUUGGUCGGAAAGUCUAGAGAAUUGUUUUUUUUUCGAAAUUUAAUUAAAAAAUUUGGAAAUUUGGCUACAAAUAAGUGAAAAUUUGAUUUUUUAGGUAACGGCAUUCCGCGAAGGAUUCGAUUUUGUGUUUCCACUACGGUCUCUGAAGCCAUUCUCAGCUAUUGAAGUACAAGUAAGUUGAUUUUUUUUUUUAUGUAUUUUUACCCAUUUUUUAAUUUUUUGUUGACUAUUUUUUCUCUUUUUUGUUCUACCUUAUCUUCUAUUAAUUUUUUAUAUUUCAAAUGGGUCGAUCUGCCUAAUUUGUUAAAUUUUUUAUUGGUUAUAGCAUCAGCUAUCAGACACUUUCAUAUAACAUAUUUUAGAAACUCCUCUCCGGCGAACAAUGCCCAGAAUGGACCCGCGACGACCUCAUCAACUACACCGAACCCAAACUGGGCUACACCAAAGAAUCCGUCGGCUUCCUACGUUUCGUCGACGUCGUAGCCGAAAUGACGGCCGACGAACGAAAAGCUUUCCUUCAGUUCACCACCGGCUGUUCCAGUCUCCCACCCGGCGGCCUAGCCAACCUACACCCACGCCUCACCAUCGUGCGAAAGGUGGACGGCGGCGGAGACGGAUCCUACCCAUCGGUCAACACCUGUGUCCACUACUUGAAACUGCCCGAAUACAGUAGUACCGAGGUGCUGAGGGAACGAUUGUUGGCGGCCACAAGCGAGAAAGGAUUCCAUUUGAACUAG